This is a messenger RNA of Elaeis guineensis (African oil palm), 2292 nucleotides long. RefSeq lists its product as uncharacterized. Gene Ontology annotation, molecular function: DNA binding. Lineage: Eukaryota; Viridiplantae; Streptophyta; Magnoliopsida; Arecales; Arecaceae. Gene Ontology annotation, biological process: regulation of DNA-templated transcription. The record is from RefSeq and is a predicted model, not a curated record.
AGAGAGAGGAAAUAAAAUAAGUACUCUUAGAAAAACUGCCAUGCAGAGGAGUUGGGGGGUAGAAAACCAGAGGAGAUGAGAGGACCAAUCACCUCUCAGAGGCUACCGCCGACCUGUCCUCUUAUCGUUGGGUCUCUUUCUCGCCUUUAGCUCCUCCACGCAUCCCUCCCUCCAUGUAGGCCCUCCCCAAGCUGUGAGAGCCUUAUUUAGCCCUCUCUCCUUUCCUCUCCUCACCCUGGUAUUGUAUGGAGAGAGAGAUCGAUAGAGUGGAAGAGAGGGCAAUCAAAGCGGUAGUGGGGGCAGUCUAGUAGUAAUCAUAAUUAAGACCAGUAUCAAUCUUUGUCUUAGUAUUGUGCAAAUUUAACCACUUUCUCUUAUCUUCUUCACCACUUGCACCAUUCCAAAAGGAAGAAACCACUUGUAUUUAUAGUGUGGGAGGGAGGGUGAAAGAUUCCAGAGUGCAACACACAGUUUAUGGCAAUUAUAGCAGCCAUGAGCGCAGACGAUGGCAAGGAUGCACACGAGCACGACCUCGUAAUGCCCGGCUUUCGCUUCCACCCUACCGAAGAGGAGCUCAUCGAGUUCUACCUCCGGCGCAAGGUCGAGGGCAAACGCUUCAACGUCGAGCUGAUAACCUUCCUCGAUCUCUACCGCUACGACCCAUGGGAGCUUCCUGCAUUGGCAGCAAUUGGGGAGAAGGAGUGGUUCUUUUAUGUCCCCAGAGACCGGAAGUACAGAAAUGGUGAUCGGCCCAACCGGGUGACGACGUCAGGCUACUGGAAGGCUACCGGAGCUGACCGGAUGAUCAAAGCUGAGAACCAUCGAUCGAUUGGAUUGAAGAAGACCCUUGUCUUCUACACCGGGAAGGCUCCCAAAGGCAUCCGAACUAGCUGGAUCAUGAACGAAUACCGUUUGCCCCAGAGUGAAACAGAUCGAUAUCAGAAGGCUGAGAUCUCACUCUGCCGAGUCUAUAAAAGAUCUGGGGUCGAUGACCACUGUCAACUCCCUGGCACCCUCUCCACCAAGGCGUCCUCCUCUAAAGCGACUGGAUCAGAUAAGAAACACGGCUCAUCUCAUCAACCACCUCCGAGCUUCCAAACGUUUGCAGGAGACUGUUCAUCGUCAGUGAUGGAGAAGGCACCCAAAAUUGGAGGUGGAACCAACACCAACAUGUCUGCACCGGUGCUACAAAAACCUGCAGCUCUCUAUGGAUCGACAGCCUCGGUGGCUUCUCUGAGCUCAACUACAUCAACUGAAGAAGACGGUACUUCACUUCACCAUCCCAAGAAUACAACUGCUUUAAUCCCAACAUGCUCCGUCCUCACUUCCGCUACUUCCUCCAUGGUCAGUCCUACGAUCGACGAGCUCCAUAGUUUGAUAGGUUACAACCAAAGCUACAUGAACCAACCCAACCAAUUCCUCCCUUCGCAACUGCAACCUCAAUUGCUUCCCCUCAACACGCUGCCCGUUUCAUUUCCAACCAUUUCAGACAAGCUCUGGGAGUGGAAUGCCCUCCAUGAGGUUGGCAGGGAUUUCACAAGUUUCAAGUGACAGAUGGCAUGCUCAUAUACUUGCAUACACUGAUCAAUUGUCCCCGCUCAUAUUUUUCUUUCUUUUCCAACAUAUGUAGACUUCUAAACUAUAUUACUGUGGGUGAAAACUUAUCACUGUAGAUUCGGUAUGGAGGUCCACUAAUAAGUUUCUGUCAGUUUAUAUAGAUUGUUUUCACGUGUUGAGUUUUAUCCUUCUUGGAUACUCCCAAAUCUAUGUUAUGACUUUGGUUGGACAGCGAGGAGGAAGGGACUUUCUUUUGAGAUUAAGGUUCCAUUAUUUGACCUCUGGACAUAAAAUAAUGAUGCCAUGAUUGGUGGAGGACUUGCAGAGGGAGAUGUCCGGGAGGGAGGAUAUGGGAUGUACCACUGCAGGCAUGUGAUUGCGGCAUUGUCUUUUUCUUUGGGUGGUGGGACUAAUCAAACUCAAAGUAAGCAUUCUGCAUGCCUGCUUCCGCGAUGGUGGCUGAAGUUAUGGAGGAUGAUAGAUGUUUCAGAUGGGUUUGAGGGGUGGUCAGUUAUCGCUGAAGCUGAACCUUUUUUUUUUUUUUCUCAUCAAUGAAUUCACAAUGACCGAGAUAUUGGCAAUUUAUCUCCUAGUUCUUUUAAGUUGGUUCCCAAUUUGGUGGUAUUUUUCAGAUUGGUGGUCAUGAGAGGAGACUACAGCCUAUGUAGGUUUGGUCUUGCACCUUAUCUCACUUUCUCACCAAUGAAUUGAAGUGUCUGAGAUGUGGGCAUUGUA